UAUGCUUGAAAAUUAUUUUGUGCGUGGUCAGUUUGCCAACAGCCAACAUCUCUAAAAGUAUGUUUCAGUACACAUAACUUUGCAAAUCAUGAGCGAAAAUGAAACCAAUACCCUUUUAGAAUCCAAUGUCGAUGAUGUGAACAGCUCUACUGUCGAACCCAUGGAUGAAGGGAUGCAAGAUUUUAAUGGAUAUAUAAAUGACUUUGUUGAGGAGUCCGAACGAUUUGACUACAAUAAUGAACCAUUUUUAGGAGAUACUGCAGCUUUAAAUACUGCUGGUCUUUGGUCUGACGAAGAGUCAGAGUAUGAUGAGAGCGAAGAAGAAGUUUCAUCCACAAUCGACAAACCAUCCGCACAAAAAGGUUCUGAGGUUGAUGAUAAUGAAUGGGAAGAAGAUUUAAAAGCAGCUGUUGGCUUUAGACGUGCUAAGAAAAGCUCGCGAGGUCGUGGUCGUGUAAGUCGUGCUGACAUGCUUCCCUCUGUGGAAGUUCAACAAUUAUUGAGUUUGGCUAAUCGGUUAUUUGCUCAAGAGGGAAAUUUUACAGAAGCACAAAAGAUUGCGGAAGAGAUUGUGCGCAUUGACAACAACGUGAUUGCCGCUUGGAAAAUGUUGGGCGAAUGUCAUCGACAGAGAGGUAACGAGAAGGUUAAUAUUGAGAAAUGCUUAAUUGCUUGGAUGGCAGCAGCUCACCUUAGGCCAAAGGACCAUGAGAUGUGGGCCACCUGCGCCCAUCUUAGCGAAAGCUUAGAAUUUUGGGAUCAAGCAGAUUAUUGUUAUUCACGCGCCAUUUUAGCAAAACCAGCUAAAAAAAGCUUAACUGAAGAAUACAUAUUUAAUAGAUCUAUCUUAAAUAAAGAUCAUGGGUCACUGAGAAAAGCUACCGAAGGGUUUCGGCAAUUGCUCCCUUCUUCUCCUUUUGAUGUAACUUUGUUAAAGCAUUUGGCUGAGGUGUAUAUAAGAAUUCGUACUCCUGGUGAAGCCCUCAAUGCUUUUGAGACUUCCUGGGCUCAUUACUAUCAGUACCCAGUACCACCAGUAGGCAAAGGUGUUUUUGAUUUACCUGCUUUGAAUCUUUAUGCUGAACUAUUGCUUUUAGAUCAUCAAUGGUCUAACGCAAUUCAACUUAUUAACCGAGGUACACGAUGGUUUCGUGGACGAAAGUCAGAAAUCCACUGGGACGACUAUGAUGAUGACCGUGAGUGGGAUAUAGAUGAAAAACGUAGGAAAUUUGAUGCUUCUUCCUUACAAGAAAAUUCUGAAGAAACGUAUCAUUUACCUUAUCUACUAAGAACUAAACUGGGAAUUGCGAGGAUUAAAAUUGGUGACCUUGAAGAAGCUGCCCACCAUUUUGCUAUAAUAAAAACACUUCCUCUUGAGUAUACUUCGGUUGUUUUGGGUAAUAUUGCAAAGACCUAUAUGGAGGUUGAGCGCCUAGAUUUGGCAUUGGAGUAUUAUAUACUCUUGAGCGGUUAUGGCCCUGCUCAGAACAUUCAGCUUUGGUUUGAUAUGGGUCUUUGCUAUCUGGAAUUAAAGGAAUUUGAACAUGCACAACAAUGUAUGGAAGCUAUUUUACUUGUGGACAAUGAUAAUAUUAAUGCACUUGUGAAAUUGGCCGAGAUUAAUGAGUUACAGGAUAAUCGCGAUGCGGCACUGGCAAUUGUUACUAGUAUAAUAGAACUUCAAAAGGCGACGCCUGAAAAUGAAAAAGCAACUAUGGAAUUAACAGGUCGUGAAAGCGAUCUUGGUUCCCAAUUACUUAUCAAUAAACAGAGAUUACCACAAGACGGAUGGGAAAAGCGGGCCCAAAUUAGCCGUUCCAGAGAAGAAGCACGUCAAUAUAAGAUUUGGAAAACCGAACAUACCAAAAGAAGGUUUGAAAAACUUGGUGCUUUGUCUGACAAUUUACAAACCGACUUGACAAGCCUCGAGACGGCUCUCUGGAUGAACAUUGCAUCCGAAUUAAUUGACGAAUUUGUAAAUACAAAAGCCCUCUAUCCUAAUGAGCGGAAAGCGAGAUCAAAAACCAAUUUGCUAACAAGACAUGUACGUAUACAUUCGCUAAAAGAUCAGCUCAUGAAUAUGAUUAAUCGUCUUAAUGAUUCAAUCACUCAUUCGAAAUGGGGUGAUGUUGGUCUGGAAACGGUUUUACAUACGAAAAUGUUUCGUGAUGUUCCUGUCGAUACUUGGUUUCAACUCUUUGUACAUUAUGCACUUCAAGAAGCGAAAUCUGGGUCAGUUAAACAGGCUUAUGAGGUUUUGAAAGCAGGUAUGGCUACUCCUGUGUUUGAACAAGAUCCGUUGAAGCGCCAGAAUUUGCGAUGGUGCAUGCUGGCAUGUGCUAUCCAUGCUAAAGAUUCUCAGACAGCUCUUGGUCCUCUCCGAUGGACGUUUACGAACUUCCAAUUUCGUCAAGACACGUACAGACUUUUUUCAGGUGUAUUAAGUUCGGGUUAUGAAUGCUCUCGAACGUUCGUAGACAGCGCUAAUCAAAAAUUUUUGCUUCGUCAAGUUAAACUAAUGGAUCAACUAAUGAGCAAGUCAUCUAUUCCUGGUGCUGCUACCUUAUCGAAGAAUGAAGACGGACUGGCAACAGUACCUACGUCUUACGAUCCAAUAUUGUUCUUACUUUAUGGACAUAUUAUGGCUCGUAGUAGAAGUUGGAUUCCAGCAAUUAAUUAUUAUAGCCGAGCUUAUGUGAUGAAUCCAAAUUGUCCAAUGACAAAUCUAUCUCUUGGUUUGGCAUAUAUUCAUCGUGCUAUGCAAAGACUUUCCGACAAUAGACAUUAUCAGAUUCUUCAGGGAUUCACCUUUUUAUAUCACUAUUAUGAUCUACGGUCCAAAGUUGGCAUAGGAGAGAAGCAGGAGGCUCUCUAUAAUUUGGCAAAAGCCUACCAUUUUCUUGGAUUGGAACAUCAUGCUGUACAGUAUUACGAAAAGGUUUUGGAAUUGUCGCCAUUGGGAACCAUAGAUAAAUUGGCAACACAACCGGAAGAACGAAACAGGGUUAGUUCCACCUAUGACUUUGCCUACGAAGCUGCUUAUAAUCUUCGACUUAUAUAUAUAUCCAGUGGAAACUUGAAUUUGGCGUUUGAAGUAACUAAACAGCAUUUAGCUUUGUAACAUCCAUUUUUAAUUCAUCUUAUCUUAGUUGGGGUUUGUUCUUGUAAUAUAAUUUAAUAGAUUAUCUCUUUUUUUAUUUUA
Schizosaccharomyces octosporus yFS286 is the source of this 3202-nucleotide messenger RNA. RefSeq names its product transcription factor tfiiic complex subunit sfc4. Gene Ontology annotation, cellular component: transcription factor TFIIIC complex. The record is from RefSeq and is a predicted model, not a curated record. Gene Ontology annotation, biological process: transcription by RNA polymerase III. Gene Ontology annotation, molecular function: protein binding. The coding region runs from base 89 to 3121 and encodes 1010 amino acids. The transcript has a single exon. NCBI's taxonomy places the organism in Eukaryota, Fungi, Ascomycota, Schizosaccharomycetes, Schizosaccharomycetales, Schizosaccharomycetaceae.